UUUGCAGAUACACAUCCAGUACUAAAGAAUUAAAAAAUUAUUUAUUUUCCCCCCUUGUACAGUUCGUUCCACUCCUCUGUUUUCACCAUCGAAGAUCUGGGUCGUUACAUUUCACCCCAUCACCAUUUUCUGCAGAUGCUGCUUCCCACAUGAUGAACCACUGUGCCUCCCAUGGCAAUGGCUUGAAUCAUUUCGCCAUUGGUUGAUUAGAUUUACAUGAAAGUUUGAUUCUUUUCAUUCUUUCCCUCAAAACCCACCAACACAUUGCCACGUCGCUUUCUUUGGAUUGGUGGGUUUUUUCCUUCACGUUUUGUGGUUGCUUGAGGGGCUUGUUGUAGACUACGUAUUUUUUUUUUUUUGAAGAUGAAGAGAUUGAAAACUGAACCUCCCAGUUCGAGGAGGUUUAGGUUGUCUCAUUUUUUGUUUGGUGUUGGGGUGUUAUACUUGGUUUUUAUAUCGUGUAACUUUUCACAGUUUAUGAAAGUUGUGUCAUCGUUAAGUGGGGAUGAGACUUACAAUGGAAUUGGAUCGGAUAAGGUAGCAACUAUUGGGGAUGCUGAAGAUGCAGAUUUGAGCAAACCCUUUGUUAGUUCUGUUUAUAAAGAUGCAUUUCAUUGGAGGUUAGUGGAUGGUAGGGACCAGGAUGCUCCCUUGAGGCCAAAGGAGGAACCAAUGAAGGAGGAAGAUCAUGGCCCUGAAUCUAUGAAGCAGAUUUCGGAUGGAUAUGGUAGGAUUACCGGGGAAAUCUUGCGGCAACGGAACCGGACUGGUGAUUUGUCUGUGCUCGAGAGAAUGGCAGAUGAGGCUUGGACAUUGGGGUUGAAGGCUUGGAAAGAAUUGGAGCAGGCUGGUGAGAAGGAGGUUGGAGAAAGCUCUAUAAUUGAAGGAAGGACCGAGUCGUGUCCUUCUUGGAUAUCGAUGAGCAGGGCAGAUUUGUUGAAGGGGGAUGGCUUGAUGUUUAUUCCUUGUGGUCUUGCUGCUGGUUCCUCAAUCACUGUGGUGGGGACACCCCAUUAUGCUCACAAGGAGUAUGCUCCCAUGCUUGCAAGGUCAAGGAAAGGUGAUGGAUUGGCAUUGGUUUCGGUUUCACAGUUUGUGGUUGAAUUACAAGGGCUAAAGUCAGUGGAAGGGGAAGAUCCUCCUAAGAUUCUUCACUUGAAUCCUAGGUUAAGAGGGGAUUGGAGCAAACGGCCAGUUAUUGAGCAUAAUACCUGUUAUCGGAUGCACUGGGGAACAGCUCAAAGAUGUGAUGGUUUGCCAUCUGAGAAUGCUGAAGAAAUGCUUGUUGAUGGGUAUAGGCGAUGUGAAAAAUGGAUGCGGAAUGACAUUGUAGACUCAAAAGAAUCCAAGACAACAUCAUGGUUCAAGCGGUUUAUAGGACGUAAGCAGAAGCCAGAAGUGACCUGGCCAUUUCCUUUUGCAGAGGGUAGAAUGUUUGUCCUUACUUUACGUGCUGGUGUUGAUGGAUACCAUAUUAAUGUUGGGGGGCGCCAUAUGACUUCAUUUCCAUAUCGAACAGGCUUUACACUUGAAGAUGCAACAGGAUUGGUAGUCAAAGGGGACCUUGAUGUUCAUUCAGUUUUUGCUACUUCUCUCCCUACUUCACAUCCAAGUUUCUCUCCUCAAAGAGUACUGGAAAUGUCGGAGACCUGGAAAGCCAGUGCUCUACCUAAACAUGCUAUUAAACUUUUUAUUGGAGUUCUUUCUGCCUCAAAUCACUUUGCAGAACGUAUGGCAGUUCGUAAAACAUGGAUGCAAGCAGCUGCAGUCAAGUCUUCAGAUGUGGUAGUACGAUUCUUUGUUGCAUUGAAUCCAAGGAAGGAAGUAAAUGUGGUGCUGAGGAAGGAAGCUGCUUACUUUGGUGACAUUGUCAUUUUGCCCUUUAUGGACCGCUAUGAGCUUGUUGUGCUUAAAACCAUGGCUAUCUGUGAGUUUGGGAUUCAAAAUGUGACUGCUGCAUAUGUCUUGAAAUGUGAUGAUGACACUUUUAUCAGGGUUGAUACCGUCUUAAAAGAAAUUGAAGCUGUACCCGAGCAAAAGCCCCUUUAUAUGGGCAAUCUCAAUCUCUUGCAUCGGCCUCUAAGAAACGGAAAAUGGGCAGUUACUUUUGAGGAGUGGCCUGAAUCAGUAUAUCCUCCUUACGCAAAUGGCCCUGCAUACAUAAUUUCCAGAGACAUUGUUACUUUCAUCAUAUCUCAACACAAGGAGAGGAGACUGCGGCUCUUUAAAAUGGAGGAUGUAAGCAUGGGAAUGUGGGUUGAGAGAUUUAACAACACGGUGGCCGCCGUUCAGUACUCUCACAACUGGAAGUUUUGUCAGUAUGGAUGCAUGGAGGGCUACUUCACUGCACAUUAUCAAUCACCAAGGCAAAUGGUCUGUCUAUGGGACAAGUUGACAAGAGGUCGUGCAAGAUGUUGCAACUUCAGAUGAUUUGCCAUUGUAUCAUUGUCAUUCUUGUACCUACUUCACAUAGAUUAGUAUUGGAGAAAGUUACAAAAUGCAUUACACAUUCAAUAUGAAAGAAAUAGAAUUUAGCAUUGGCUGUUCAUCUGGUCUAGUUUGGUUUUGGAGGUGAAUUUACUGUCCAUGAAUUUUGCAUGCCAAACCAAAAUGUAUUUUACGAUCAAUGAAUUUUACUAAUCAAAUUAAACCGUGAGUCUUUAA
Molecule: messenger RNA, 2664 nt
Organism: Glycine soja
Lineage: Eukaryota; Viridiplantae; Streptophyta; Magnoliopsida; Fabales; Fabaceae
Product: hydroxyproline O-galactosyltransferase GALT2-like
Exons: 7
Coding region: 364-2430 (688 amino acids)
Cellular component (GO): Golgi membrane
Molecular function (GO): galactosyltransferase activity; carbohydrate binding
Source: RefSeq, a predicted model, not a curated record